Ailuropoda melanoleuca (giant panda) is the source of this 1798-nucleotide messenger RNA. It is a transcript of the gene KDM8, whose product is annotated as lysine demethylase 8. NCBI's taxonomy places the organism in Eukaryota, Metazoa, Chordata, Mammalia, Carnivora, Ursidae. The transcript has 8 exons. Gene Ontology annotation, cellular component: nucleus. The record is from RefSeq and is a predicted model, not a curated record. The coding region runs from base 147 to 1394 and encodes 415 amino acids. Gene Ontology annotation, molecular function: histone H3K36 demethylase activity.
GACGAGCACCGAGUGAUCGAUACCUCGGCAAGCCUGACUACUCAGGAGGAGAGGGCCGGAGUGGCCCGACCAAACGGAACAAGUCGCCGCCAGGCUCCGGGCGACUCGACACAGCCCAGACACGAGAUAGGCUGGCAGAGGGCCCCAUGGCUGAAGACAACCAAGAGCCCCUGGCAGGAGCCGGUGCCCUCCAGGAGGCCCUCCGGGCGCUCCUGCCCCCCACGAAGGAGGAGCUGGUGCUGGAGCUCGGGGAGAAGGUGGAGCCCAGCGUGGUGUGGCUGCUGCAGGAGGCCGCCGAGCUGUUCUGCGGGGGCCGCCGGAGUGAGUGUCUACAGGCCAGCGAGGCCAUCCUGGACUACUCCUGGGAGAGACUCAACACGGGCCCGUGGCGGGACGUCCACAAGGACUGGCGCCGCGUCUAUGCCUUCGGCUGCCUCCUGAAGGCCGUAUGUCUGUGCGAGGAGCCUGGGGACGCCCCCGCGGUGGCUGCGGCCCUGAAGGUCUGUGACAUGGGCCUGCUGAUGGGGGCGGCCAUCCAUGGGGACAUCCUCAUUAAAGUCGCAGCCGUCCUCCAAGCGCACCUUCCCUCAGGAAAGAGGCCUGGCCCAGGCCUGGCCCAGGAGCAGCCCAGCACGAAGAAAGCAAGGAACGACCCUGUUCCAGUUCCAGAUGUGGCGUCGGAGAGACCGGUCCCCCGGCUUCGCUGUCCGUCGCUCCAGCAUUUCAGGAAGCAGUUUCUGGCUCCCGGGAGGCCUGUGAUCCUGGAAGGCGUGGCGGACGAGUGGCCGUGCAUGACCAAGUGGAGUUUGGAGUACAUCCAAGAAAUUGCUGGCUGCCGAACUGUCCCAGUGGAGGUCGGUUCCAGGUACACGGACGAGGAAUGGUCGCAGACGCUCAUGACGGUCAAUGAGUUCAUCAGCAAAUACGUCAGGAAUGAGUCGUCGAGGGACAUCGGGUACCUCGCGCAGCACCAGCUCUUUGACCAGAUCCCGGAGCUGAAGCGGGACAUCAGCAUCCCCGACUACUGCUGCCUGGGCGACGGGGAGGAGGAAGAGAUCACCAUUAAUGCCUGGUUUGGUCCCCAGGGAACUGUGUCCCCCCUUCAUCAGGACCCGCAGCAGAACUUCCUGGUCCAGGUGAUCGGCAGGAAGUACAUCCGGCUGUAUUCCCCGCAGGAGUCAGAGGCCUUGUAUCCGCACGAGACGCACCUUCUCCAUAACACAAGCCAGGUUGACGUGGAGAAUCCCGACCUGGAGAAGUUCCCCAAGUUUGCCGAGGCCCCGUUCCUGUCCUGCGUCCUGUCUCCUGGAGAGAUCCUGUUUAUCCCGGUUCAGUACUGGCACUACGUGCGGGCUCUGGACUUGAGCUUCUCGGUCAGCUUCUGGUGGUCGUAGCGAGGUCCCGGGUGCGAGGGUCUGAGACGCGUUCCCUGCUCCAUGCCCGGCAUCUAGAGUGAGCCAGACCUGGCCUGUGCUGGAGCCUUCGCUGGGGACCAGGCUGGGCGCUGCACGGACACGGGGCGAGGGCGCAGCGAGGUGCACACUCCAGGCCAGGUGCACGCAGCAGGGGCGGGCCCCCGGGAGGACACUGCUUUGAGCUCGGCUGCCUGGAUUCCGGCCCUUGGCUUACUUGCCGUGGAAGAGUUGGGACGGUUACAUCACCGUGUGUGUGUCUCCAUGUGGAAAACGGCAGCUCGAGCACCCACCACGGAGAGUCCGAGAGGCGGUGCGCGGACAGAGUCCAGCAGGUCCAUGAACGUUAGCUGCCGUCUCAUCUUAAUAAAUCCCUAUGAUUGCCA